AUGGUAGCACCUUCUUUAGCCAUACCCCCUGAGGCACCAAACUCUGAGGCACCAAACUCCAGGCACACCAUCUUGAUGCCGGUUCAGGGGAAGAGUAUGAAAUCGAUCUCUCUGCAGUUGAUAUCAAACCAGAAAUAUAUGCCCAAACUGUCUACAGCAUUUCAUAAAAUCCAAAAGGCGCGGCCCUAUGGCGUAAUUACCCAGCCCCUUGGAACUGGGACAUAAACAAAUCAAUCAUGCUGCAGUUAGAUACUACCUCCACAUGCAACACACCACCGGAUGAAAUUGCUAAAUCUUUGAUCCCUCUGGGGCAGAAGAUCAAAAACAUGCAUCUCACCCACAGCAAAGCAACCUCAUUCACCAAUGAAAACUCUUAG
Messenger RNA from Pocillopora meandrina, 377 nucleotides. NCBI's taxonomy places the organism in Eukaryota, Metazoa, Cnidaria, Anthozoa, Scleractinia, Pocilloporidae. The record is from the annotation of a GenBank genome assembly.